Trichoderma virens Gv29-8 is the source of this 639-nucleotide messenger RNA. RefSeq lists its product as uncharacterized. The transcript has a single exon. The record is from RefSeq and is a predicted model, not a curated record. The coding region runs from base 230 to 445 and encodes 71 amino acids. NCBI's taxonomy places the organism in Eukaryota, Fungi, Ascomycota, Sordariomycetes, Hypocreales, Hypocreaceae.
CCCAUGAGAAUUUUUUUUAAUUUAGUCCGUCUUCUUCCUAGCUUCUAUCCUAGAUCUUAGCCAUAGAUGCCAGAAGAGAAAAAAAAAGGAAUAAAAUUAAAAAAAGUUAUAUCCUGUGCUUAUUACCCCGGAAUCCCCAAAUCCCCGCGCGGACGCGGGGCAUUAACAACCGGGCUUAUAAUAAACUCCUCCCCCCUACCGCCGUAGCUCUUCCGCACAUUAACGCGCGAUGGGCGUAAAAGCGGCCUUCACCGUUUUUGUCGUUGCCUCAAUAAUUCCUUAUAAUCCUACCUUGUUAUCGCCCACCCCCCUGUGUUUCCUUUUUAUACCCGACGUUGCCUCCAUCGUCACCUUCUCUUUUUCCCUCACCUCAACCAUUCAACCUUUGCUGCCCAGACAAUCUCUUCGAUCCGCAUUCCAGCUUUGCACCCAGCAAUGGCCUUGAAAGCCAACCGCACGGCCCCUUCUGCGGCCCACGUGGAGGAGAGCCCGUCCGGGUUUGAGACUGAGGGCAAGGAGCCCAUCUCGGACCUUAAGCUUGAUGCUAGUGGUCUGCCUUUGGUCCCGCAGCCUAGCGACCAUAAGGAUGAUCCCUUGGUAUGUUGUUGCCACCAUUUGUUAUAAGUAUUGAUGAUUGAG